Molecule: messenger RNA, 1524 nt
Organism: Ixodes scapularis (black-legged tick)
Lineage: Eukaryota; Metazoa; Arthropoda; Arachnida; Ixodida; Ixodidae
Gene: eEF1gamma
Product: elongation factor 1-gamma
Exons: 1
Coding region: 98-1396 (432 amino acids)
Biological process (GO): translational elongation
Cellular component (GO): nucleus; cytoplasm
Molecular function (GO): translation elongation factor activity
Source: RefSeq, a predicted model, not a curated record
CUAGAUUGAAAAGGGGCGCUGUUGCUCUUAUCUCUCUUCCCGUCGUUUAAAACCUGUAGGUUUGGCAGGUUUUUGUCCUUUUCCGUCGCCGAGCAAGAUGGCAGCAGGUACCCUGUACACGUGGAGGGACAAUUUCCGGGCCCACAAGAUCCUAAUCGCGGCCGAAUACAGCAAAUUCAAGCUCGAGGUAUGCGACGACGCCCCCGGCUUCGUGUUCGGGGCCACCAACCAGUCUGCCGCCUUCCUGAAGAAGUUCCCGCUGGGCAAGGUGCCGGCAUUCGAGACCAGCGAUGGCUCCACGACUCGCACCAUUACCGAAAGUAACGCCAUCGCCUUCUACGUCGCCAACGGUCAACUGCGGGGCGGCUCGCCCAUCGAACAGGCCCAGGUGAUCCAGUUCCUCAGUUUCGCCGACAGCGAGAUUUUGCCGCCCGCCUGCACGUGGGUUUUCCCGUGCCUGGGCGCCAUGCAGUUCAACAAGCAGGCCAACGAGCGCGCCAAGGAAGACGUCAAGAAAAUCCUGACCUACCUGAACGGCCAUCUGCUCACCAGGACCUACCUGGUCGGUGAGCGCGUGACCCUAGCUGACAUCGCCGUCUUCACCGCGCUGCUGCCGCUUUACAAGCUGGUCCUUGAACCCAGCUUCCGGGCGCCCUACGUCAACCUGAACCGUUGGUUCGACACCCUCGCCCACCAGCCCGAGUUCAACAAGGUCCUGGGUGACGUAAAGCUCUGCGACAAGAUGGCGCAGUUCGACGCCAACCUGUAUGCCCAGGUGCAGGGCAAGACCAAGGAAGGAGCGGGCGCCAAGAAGGCGGACAAAGAACCUAAGAAGGAGGCAGCGAAGCCUAAGAAGCCUGCCAAAGAGCCCGAACCCGAGGACGACGACCUCGAGCCCGCGGUCGCCGAGCCCCCCAAGAAGGACCCUUUCGAGGCAUUCCCCAAGGGUACUUUCAACAUGGACGACUUCAAGCGAUGCUACUCGAACGAGAGCGAAGCGGUCUCGGUGCCCUACUUCUGGGAGAAGUUUGACAAGGAAAACUACACCAUCUGGUACUGCGAGUACAAGUAUCCCGACGAGCUGACACAGGUGUUCAUGAGCUGCAACCUCAUCUCAGGCAUGUUCCAGCGGCUGGACAAGAUGCGCAAGCACGCCUUUGCCAGCAUGAUCCUCUUUGGUGAGGAUAACAACAGCUCCAUCUCUGGCAUCUGGGUCUGGAGGGGCCAUGAGCUGGCCUUCACGCUGUCAGAGGACUGGCAGAUUGACUACGAGUCAUACGAGUGGAAAAAGCUGGACCCCAACGCGCCUGAGACCAAGACCCUGGUCGACGAGUACUUCAAGUGGGACGGCAACUUCGGAGGCAAGAAGUUCAACCAGGGCAAGAUCUUCAAGUGAAGAGGGUCGACCCAUGCUGGCUUUUGUCCCAGGCGGCCACAAGUUUGAAACAAUGGUUUUUUUAUAUUGUGUUCUGGCAUGGCCCUCUUCAUUUUUGUCUAAUAAAAGUGGGGCAACUACGAGCUGCA